AUGGCAAGACCUAGGAAAAAGAAGAGAACACACACUCAAAUCGACGAUGGCGCUACGAAGCCAGGUCGGGGCAACCGACGACCACGAAGUAUGGUUAUCCGUAUGGGCGCAGGCGACAUUGGACCAAGUGUCACCCAGCUGGCGAAGGAUUUCCGUGCCGUAAUGGAACCUGAUACAGCAAGCAGGCUGAAGGAACGUAAAGCAAAUAAAUUGAAGGACUACACCGCUAUGGCCGGCCCCUUGGGUGUCACACACCUCUUUCUCUUCUCGCGGUCAAAUAAUGGCAAUGUCCAUUUGCGGGUGGCACUGACCCCACGCGGACCGACGGUCACUUUUCGAGUCGAUCGAUAUGCACUAGCCAAGGACAUUGCAAAGUCACAAAAGCACCCUCGUGGGGGAGGGAAAGAGUACCAGACGGCACCUUUGUUAGUCAUGAACAACUUCGUGUCACAAAAUUCUACAGACAGUGGCGCAGACCCGAUCAAGAAGCAACUGGAAUCCUUGACCACAACGAUAUUCCAAUCAAUGUUUCCACCCAUCAAUCCACAGAGUACCCCACUAAAUUCAAUACGGAGGAUUCUACUCCUCAAUCGUGAGACACAGGCAGACGGAACAUAUGUCAUUAGUUUACGGCAUUAUGCGAUCACUACCAGAAAGACGGGUGUGUCAAAGCGUGUUAGGAGAUUCGACCAAACCGAACAACGCCUAAGGGAGAAAAAGAGUGGCGCAUUGCCCAACCUUGGUAAGCUGAACGACGUGGCAGAUUAUAUCCUCGAUCCUGCGGCUGGAGGCUACACUUCUGCCAGCGAGACCGAACUAGACACAGAUAAUGAAAUAGAGGUCAUGGAGACAACAACCCAACGUGUGCUUAGCAAACGCGAGCAACAGAAGCUCGCGAAUAAUGGAGACAAGAAGGCGAGCAAAACAGAACAGAGCUCGAAUGUGGAAAAGAGGGCAGUCAAGUUGGUCGAGCUAGGCCCCCGCAUGCGCCUGAGGAUGGUCAAGGUCGAAGAGGGAAUAUGUGAUGGCAAGGUCAUGUGGAACGAGUACGUCACCAAGACCAAAGAAGAAGAGAAAGCACUCGAGGAGAAAUGGGAUCUUCGAAGAAAAGAAAAAGAGGAAAGAAGGAAGAUACAACGGGAGAAUGUAGAAAGGAAAAAGGAGCUGAAGAAGAAUACUAAGAAGAAUGCGGGCAAGACUGGCGACGGCGAAGAAGGCGCUAAUGAAGGGGACAGCGAGGAGGAAUGGGAUAGCGAAGAUCUGGAAAAUUGGGACGUCGAUGAUGAAGAUGAUGACGACAACGAGGAUGCUGAGGAGGCUGAGGCCGGUGCCAUUGAUGAAGACGACGAGAUGGAAGGCUGA
Exophiala bonariae is the source of this 1362-nucleotide messenger RNA. RefSeq lists its product as uncharacterized. NCBI's taxonomy places the organism in Eukaryota, Fungi, Ascomycota, Eurotiomycetes, Chaetothyriales, Herpotrichiellaceae. Gene Ontology annotation, molecular function: rRNA binding. Gene Ontology annotation, cellular component: preribosome, large subunit precursor. The record is from RefSeq and is a predicted model, not a curated record. Bases 1 to 1362 code for a protein of 453 amino acids. The transcript has 2 exons. Gene Ontology annotation, biological process: rRNA processing; ribosomal large subunit assembly.